Molecule: messenger RNA, 2936 nt
Organism: Portunus trituberculatus (swimming crab)
Lineage: Eukaryota; Metazoa; Arthropoda; Malacostraca; Decapoda; Portunidae
Product: acid-sensing ion channel 2-like
Exons: 14
Coding region: 106-1710 (534 amino acids)
Biological process (GO): sodium ion transmembrane transport
Cellular component (GO): membrane
Molecular function (GO): ligand-gated sodium channel activity
Source: RefSeq, a predicted model, not a curated record
GGACACGUCUUCGAAGAGGAUGUUGAAGACUUUUCAAGAAUCAGACGUGCCGCUGCCGCCGCCACUGGUGAGGGUGAGGCCAAAGACGCGGUGGAUGGCACGAGAAUGUUGGAUGACCUGACGCUGAUCAAGGAGAUACGGUACAAUUGCAGCAUCUACUUCACGUACUUCUGGAUUCAGGAGGUAGAGAGAAACUUCGUGGAGGAUUAUGAUGAUUCUUAUGUGGACCUCAAAGCAGUAGGCUCCAACUGCCCGAAAGAUGAUUACAAGGAAACCAUAACGUUCAACCCGAUCUGUAACCUGGAAAUAGUGUGCGACAACUUCGGCUGCUUCGAUUACUUCCUCCAAGAUUACAAGGAGAAAGUGAAUGAUACCUACCGCUGCCCGUCCUGUGGCAAGGGCGAGUGUUGGAUGAAGACUUGGCUCGAGGACUACGAGAAUGGCUUCCUGGACGCGUACCAAGUGAGUGGAAUCUUCAGUGCGAGUCGGACAGCGGACUUCUCAGACAUGCUGGGCGUCUACUCACCCUCCAAGGAAGACAUCGGAAAGUACUCCCUGUCAGCCAAGGAAUUCAUUAAGUCCUGCAGCUACGACCGUCGCCCCUGCAACCACAAGCAAUUCUUCUCGUGGACAAGUGAUCAGUUCGGCCAGUGCUACACCUUCAACUCUGCCCUCCGCAAGAUUACUCACAAUGGCAAGACCUUCUUGGCCCGGGUAAAGGCCACCACAUCCACGGGGCCUAUGAACGGGCUCCGACUCUCCUUGAACAUCAACGAAGACGAGUACCUGUCGCUUCUCUCUCCCGACACCGGCGUGAGAGUUAUCGUGCACAGUCCCCACCAGCUGCCAUUCCCAGAGGAGGAGGGCUUUAACGUGUCCCCCGGCGUCAGUGUCUCCGUCAGCAUGUCCAGGAAAAUCAUCCAGAGAGUGGGUUACCCUCAUGGAAAGUGCAGGAGUGAAACUGGUUCUUCAGUAUACAAGGAAUACACAAGUCUCAGGUGCAAGAAGGUGUGCCUGGAGGAAGAGUACUGGCGGGAGUGUGACUGCUACGUAGGGAAGAGCCCCGUGUACCAUCAAGACAAGCAACAUGUUCUCCGGCCUGAGAUCGCCUGCUCUCCAUUCAACAUGAGGCAUAAGCUGUGCAUGGAGAUGGUGCAGUACGCGUACCUUAAGGGCAAACUCCAGUGUAACUGCCCGCCUGCCUGCAAAGAGACGGUGUUCAAUCCACAAGUGACGGUCAGCAAGGGAAACCAGAAAUUUUUCACCAUUCUACAGAACUUGAAGAAAACAGUGGUGGACGAUAGUCUUUGUAACAAUUACGGCAACAACAGUGAUCCUGUCCGCCUGCACUUCUACAUGAACUCCCUCGCCUAUGAGAAGAUCGAGGAGAGUCCCGCCUUCACGUGGAACACUCUGGUGUGUAAUGUGGGCGGCAACCUGGGCCUUUUCCUGGGCAUGUCCAUCGUGACCCUGGUGGAACUGCUGGAGUUCCUCAUCGACCUGCUGUUUGGCUGCUGCAACUGCAGGAGGAAUGACACCAUGCAUCGUGGUGGUGGUGGUGGUGGUGGCAACUCCCCGGUGAUAGAAGCACGGCCAGCACCUCCGCCUCCCCAUCAGCCCCAGGACAGUCAGUGGUGGGAGAGAGAGAGUUACUACUCCCCAAGACGUGUUGCUUCUGCUGCCUUUAACAGAAUCUUCAUGGGUAAAUAAAUUGAAUGACAAUCACCUCAUUUUAACACAAACCCUCAUACUGACAAUGUGAUUUAUCAAACUAUAGGCAGUAGAGUAGUACAUUGCAUUGUACAAAGAAUAAAGGCACACAAACACAAUAAAGGAGUCCAUUCACCACAUAUAAUCCGGAGAUUAGUUAAAAAGCACAGAUUAUUUAUCAUCAGUGAGAAACAUCAUGGAAAAAAGGCAAUCAUUAUAUGUUCCGAAAACUGCUAAUUUUGAAGUAGUACAAUUUCUCCAGAUAAUGGAUUGAGUGCUGCUCAUUCCUUUUCCAAGAUGGAGGUGUUGAUUCAAAUAGAUUCAAUCUUGAUACUUGUACCAAAUAAGCCACAUCAUAAGAAAUAACUGUAGCUUCAAUUAGAGAUGCAAAACAACAUUUGGGCAUAAUAGUGAGCAUAAAAUUAAGUAAUUACCUUGAUAGUAAAGCAGUUCUGACCUAAUUUAGAUUUACUGCAUUAAAAACACAAAUUAGAUACUGUUGAAAAGUAAAGCCAAUACCUGGACUGUGCACUCCAUGACCCCAAGCACUAAGGCAGUGGUUCUUAACCUGGGGUACCUGUACCCCCAAGGGGUACGAAACCUUAAACCUAGGGGUACGAGACAUGGCAGCCAGUGCAAUGGUACCGUAUAUUUAUCAUGAGAAAGCAGAACAUAUUUUCCUAAUUUUUCUCUUACUAUAAUUGUCUCAAUUUUUUAAGCUAGUGCUGUAAACACUAUCACUAAUCUUUUUCAUAUGUUUGUAUAGUAUUUAUAUUGGAGGGGGUACGAAAAAUUUUUCUGAGAUAUUAAGGGGUACGGGCAAUGAAAAAGGUUAAGGACUACUGCACUAAGGUGACCAGUUUACAGAAAUACAGUGUAUGGACAAGAACAGAGAUUGAUAGUGUGGCCACCCUCCAAGACAGUCUCAAAGAAUGGACAUUGAAAGUAGACUGGAUCAACAUUGGGACUGGGAAUUAUAUAGUUACGUUUUCAUUAGCAUGGACAAUCAAAGAAUCCCUCCAUUCCCUGAAGCACGUUACUCCACUUGACAUACUGACGUACACUUGAGUUUUUGGUUAAGGCAUUGUUUGAGACUCACAACACCCAAUGCACUGGCUGAAGUCACACUAGUGUACACUUUUGGUCGAGUGUGUACUGAUUCCACUAUCCUGUGCCUUCACCCCCUGUGAUCCUUGUGUGCCAUGAAUACAAAAUAGAAUACAAAA